This is a messenger RNA of Pteronotus mesoamericanus, 1386 nucleotides long. It is a transcript of the gene METTL1, whose product is annotated as methyltransferase 1, tRNA methylguanosine. Gene Ontology annotation, cellular component: tRNA methyltransferase complex. The record is from RefSeq and is a predicted model, not a curated record. The coding region runs from base 159 to 968 and encodes 269 amino acids. Gene Ontology annotation, molecular function: tRNA (guanine(46)-N7)-methyltransferase activity. The transcript has 6 exons. Gene Ontology annotation, biological process: RNA (guanine-N7)-methylation; tRNA methylation. Lineage: Eukaryota; Metazoa; Chordata; Mammalia; Chiroptera; Mormoopidae.
CACCUUGCUGCAACUGGACCCCUCGGGUCCUCCCCGCUCAGCCGCGUGGAAUUCUCUCCUGGGUCUUUAAGGGGUGGGGUCUGUCUGCUGCGUCAUUAUCGCGCGCCGCAGGCCCCGGUCUCCACGUGGGUUCGGUAGGGAAACUCGGGCAGAGGAUCAUGGCGGGAGCCGAGGCCCCGCAGCCGCAGAAGCGCUACUAUCGGCAACGUGCUCACUCCAACCCCAUGGCGGACCAUACGCUGCGCUACCCUGUGAAGCCAGAGGAGAUGGAUUGGUCUGAGCUAUAUCCAGAAUUCUUCCCUCCACUAACUCAAAAUCUGAGCCACGAUGACCCAAAGGAUAAGAAAGAAAAGAGAGCUCAGCCCCAAGUGGAGUUUGCAGACAUAGGCUGUGGCUAUGGUGGCCUGUUAGUGGAACUGUCACCACUGUUCCCAGACACGUUGAUUCUGGGUCUGGAGAUCCGGGUAAAGGUCUCAGACUAUGUCCAGGACCGGAUUCGAGCCCUACGAGCAGCUCCUAGAGGUGGCUUCCAGAACAUCGCCUGUCUCCGUAGCAAUGCUAUGAAACACCUUCCUAACUUCUUCUGCAAGGGCCAGCUGACAAAGAUGUUCUUCCUCUUCCCUGACCCACAUUUCAAGCGGACAAAGCACAAGUGGCGAAUCAUCAGUCCCACACUGCUAGCAGAAUAUGCCUACGUGCUGAGAGUUGGGGGGCUAGUAUAUACUAUAACCGAUGUGCUGGAGCUACAUGAAUGGAUGUGCACCCAUUUUGAAGGGCACCCCCUGUUUGAGCGCGUGCCUCUGGAGGAGCUGAGUGAAGACCCCAUUGUGAGACAUCUGGGCACCUCGACCGAGGAGGGGAAGAAAGUUCUACGCAAUGGAGGAAAGAAUUUCCCAGCCAUCUUCCGAAGAAUACAGGAUCCCACCCUCCAGGCGAUGACCCCCAAUCCUACCCCUCCUGGUCACUGACUGCUUACCUUGCUUUAUCUGGACUCCGUAUUCCAGGAACUAGAAAGAAGAUCAUCCCCCUGGACCUUCCCAGCUGAGACUGUUGAGGCUUAGCAGCAAUAGUCUCUCAAAGAAGUUGGGGAACUGCCCAGGGAAGAACCCUGGUUUUCACAACUACUCUUGCUUCCUCUUGCCAUCCUGACCCUCUAUUUCCUUCAGAAGGCAGGGGAAGCUGACUGGGAAGGUCAGAAGACCUUGGACCAGAAGGGAUGUUUGGGAGGGUGUGGGGUCUUGCUCACAUUAGCACUUCCUUCUCCCUCUGGGGUCUCUGUCUCGAGUGAGGAAUACAAUUCUCCACUGUCCAUCUAAACUGCCUGCUAGGCUCAAAUCACCUGUCUACUUGUGUGUCCUUUGUAGUCCUGGGAAUAACAUAUACAUG